Molecule: messenger RNA, 348 nt
Organism: Cryphonectria parasitica EP155
Lineage: Eukaryota; Fungi; Ascomycota; Sordariomycetes; Diaporthales; Cryphonectriaceae
Exons: 3
Coding region: 1-348 (115 amino acids)
Source: RefSeq, a predicted model, not a curated record
AUGGGCGUUCCGAACAAACGGACUAUCACCAAGACUAGGCGGUACAAGAGGGACAUUGACCAGAUCAAGGCCGAUAUCCUGUCGCCUAAGCACCUGAAACAAUACAAGGACACAAAGGCCCCUGAGGACCUUCCUGGCUUGGGCAGGCACUACUGUACCGAAUGUGCCAAGUGGUUUGAUACGGAGACGACGCUCGUUGUCCACAGGCGGGGCAAGCCUCACAAGCGGAGGGUCAAGCAGUUGAAGGAGGAGCCAUACACCCAGAAGGAUGCCGAGGCUGCAGUCGGUUUGUGGACUGACAACAAGGGCCCAUCCAAGGUCCAAGCGAGCGACGUCGACAUGUCUUGA